UACGCGUCAUAAUCGAACGAAACCCGCGGAACGCGAUGAAAAAAAUUUAAAAAGACGAAAAUCGAAAGAAAAAACCGUCAAUCCCAGCUGCUGGCCUGGUGAUUUCCGCGAAAAGUACUCGUAUUUAUAAUAUUAUGAUAGGUUUGCCGAACCAAGACGGUCCUAGGCGACGGGAAAUCGCGGAAAAAAACGUUGCAGUUCCGCAGCAACAAAAAACCAUACACUUUCGCCAGCCAACCCCAAGCGCUAUCCAUACGUGAACAAAUGGAUCGAGAGAAUAUGAGCAAACAAUUGGGUUACACGAACAUCAUGUACGACAAAAGAGUGGUCAGAGGCAGUAAUUUUUCCAACAAAACAUUUUCAAUCAAAGAAUCGCCCACAGCCCGUAAAGCAGAAGCUCAUCGACGCGCGGUUGCUAGAAAAAAAGCAAUAGACCAACAAACAAGAGCAUUGCGACUACACUUGGGAACACCGAAAAUGACUAAACCCCGCCAGUUUGUACAAACUGACACAUACUUAGAAGAAUUGUACGAGCAACCGCAGUCCGAGACUUUUGGGGCUCAAACUGAAUUCGACGAGGCAAUAUUUGCAAACUCGGUAAGAGAGAUGCACACAGGCACGGACGCGUCUACGCAAGUAUACGAAAUGGAAUUGUUCGACUUCGAUACGGAAAUUACGCCAAUUAUCGAAACCAUGAUCGCCGACAUCUUUCGACAAGCAUUAAAUGAAAUACUGUACGAAGACGAGCUGGCUGCUAGAUCACGACAACAAAGAAUCUUAUAUUUCAAACACACUACUGAAGAUAUAGGAAAGUCAAGAUUAGAGAGAGAAGACGAAAGGAUAAGUAAAAUAAUUGCUUAUCACACUCCAUUGUUAGAUGGAGGAAAAAAAUAUGAAAAAAUUCAAAUUUUCAAUAUGUCAUCAAGAAAUGGGAUUGAUUUUUUACCAAGAGUAUCUCAAUAUCCAAAACAAAAUGGAUCUACCGGUAAUAUAGCUCAACUAGAAAAUUUAGAAUUCGUUUCCUGGCUGAUGAAAAAACUUCAAUGUAAAAAAAUAAAAACAUUAAGGUCAAAGACAUUAUGAAAUAUAAAAGUAAUUUUCAUAUGUUAUUUCAUGAUUUACGCCAAACACAAACCAAAAGCCACGAUCACAAUUCUUGAAGCGAAAUCUCAUCAACGCACAAUAAAAUUAGUUGACAACUACAUUAAAAUCUACAAGUCUAUCUUUAUGAACAUUGAACAUUAAAUCGUUUAGUCUUGACUCAGUUCUGUAGAGCUCAUAUAAUUGUUUAACCUUAAGAUCGAAAAUGACCUUUCAGUGGUCGCAGUAAAAACUAGAAGCACACAAAUAUUUAUAAGAGGAUUUUUAUGCUUGAAAAAAUUGUUUAUUUAAUACUUAAUUAAUUAUUCAACUAUAUACUAUACAGUAUACAUGUUGAUGUCUGAUAUCUAAGUAAUUUAUAAUACUACAAAAAAAGUUCAAUACUUUAAACGGUGGGUGCUUUGGCCCCUAAACACACCCUCUAAAUACGCCACUGGCUUUGAAGUUGAUGUUACAUUCUUUCACGUGCUACCCUUAUGAUCUGAAUACACUUUGAGAGAUAAAUUAUGCAUAAUAAAAACUAGACUGAUCAAAGGCAAUCAUUUUACA
Sipha flava (yellow sugarcane aphid) is the source of this 1650-nucleotide messenger RNA. Its product is annotated as radial spoke head protein 3 homolog. The transcript has 9 exons. Lineage: Eukaryota; Metazoa; Arthropoda; Insecta; Hemiptera; Aphididae. The record is from RefSeq and is a predicted model, not a curated record. Bases 265 to 1083 code for a protein of 272 amino acids. Gene Ontology annotation, cellular component: cilium.